Molecule: messenger RNA, 3778 nt
Organism: Gasterosteus aculeatus aculeatus (three-spined stickleback)
Lineage: Eukaryota; Metazoa; Chordata; Actinopteri; Perciformes; Gasterosteidae
Source: RefSeq, a predicted model, not a curated record
GUUCUACAUGUGUUACCAGGAUCCAUCAGAGACCAGGACCUGGACCUGGACCUGGAUAUGGACCUGUACACAGCUGUGUGUCCAUGAAGAGUAACCGGUCUAUGGAUGCUGAAAUACUCUUCAAAGAUGGCUGUCCCUCUGUUGAUGCAAGUUCACAUCAGCAGAGAGAAAAAUCUCCUGAACCCAGCUGUGUGUCCAUGAAGAGUAACCGGUCUAUGGAGGCUCGAAUACUCUUCAAAGAUGGCUGUCCAAGAGAGGACCAGGACAGCCCAGAGGUUCUCACAGGUCAGUCUGCCCGGCCGCAUCAAACCAACCUGGACUCCAUAUUUAUGCUGCUGGAGGAGAACAUCCUCACUUUUGUAAAGAACGAGCUGAAGAAGAUCCAGAAGGUUGUGAGCUCAGAUGACCCAGAAUCCUUAGAGAGUCAGAGGGAGGAUCAAGAGCAGAGGAGGAGCGGAGAGGCAUUUGAGAAGAUAGCAGUGCACUUCCUGAGGAGAAUGAAGGAGGAAGAGCUUGCUAAACGUCUGCAGAGCAGACUUUUUGCUGCAGUUUGUCAGCGUGAACUCAAAUCUAAUCUGAAGAAGAAGUUCCAGCGUGUGUUUGAGGGCAUCGCUAAAGCAGGAGAUCCAGCCCUUCUGAAUGAGAUCUACACAGAGCUCUACGUCACAGAGGGCGGGACUGCAGAGGUCAAUAAAGAACAUGAGGUCAGACAGAUUGAAAGAACAUCCAGCAAACCAGCCAGACCAGAGACAACCAUCCGACGAGAAGACCUCUUUAAAGCCUCAACUGGAAGAAAGGAACCAAUCAGAACAGUGAUGACUAAGGGAGUGGCUGGCAUUGGGAAAACAGUCUUAACACAGAAGUUCACUCUGGACUGGGCUGAAGACAACAAAGACAACAAGGACAUACAGUUCAUAUUUCCAUUCACCUUCAGAGAGCUGAAUGUGCUGAGAGGGAAGUACAGUUUGGUGGGACUUGUUCAUCACUUCUUCUGUGAAACCAAAGCAGCGAGAAUCUGUAAGUUUGAAGAGUUCCAGGUUGUGUUCAUCUUUGACGGUCUGGAUGAGUGUCGACUUCCUCUGGACUUCCUCAACAAUGAGAUCCUAACUGAUGUCACAGAGUCGGCCUUGGUGGAUGUGCUCCUCACAAACCUUAUCAGGGGGAAACUGCUUCCCUCUGCUCGCCUCUGGAUAACCACACGACCUGCAGCAGCCAAUCAGAUCCCUCCUGAGUGUGUAGGCAUGGUGACAGAGGUCAGAGGCUUCAAUGACCCCCAGAAGGAGGAGUACUUCAUUAAGAGGUUCAGAGAGGAGGAGCAGGCCAGCAGGAUCAUCUCUCACAUCAAGACCUCUCGAAGCCUCCACAUCAUGUGCCACAUCCCAGUCUUCUGCUGGAUCACUGCUACAGUUCUGGAGGACAAUUUGAAGACCAGAGAGGAACGAGAGCUGCCCAAGACCCUGACUGAGAUGUACGUUCACUUCCUGGUGGUUCAGUCCAAAGUGAGGAAGGUCAAGUACGAUGGAGGAGCUGAGGCGGAUCCACACUGGAGUCCCAAGAGCAAGAAGAUGAUCGAGUCUCUGGGAAAACUUGCAUUUGAUCAGCUGCAGAAAGGAAACCUGAUCUUCUAUGAAUCCGACCUGACAGAGUGUGGCAUCGAUAUCAGAGCAGCCUCAGUGUGCUCAGGAGUGUUCACGCAGAUCUUUAGAGAGGAGAGCAGACUGUCCCAGGACAAGGUGUUCUGCUUCGUCCAUCUGAGUGUUCAGGAGUUUCUGGCUGCUCUUCAUGUUCAUAUGACCUUCAUCAGCUCUGGGGUCAAUCUGCUGUCAGGGUGUCGAUCUAUUGGCAAAGAGAAAGUUAAACCAAAAUGUUUCUACGAGAGUGCUGUGGACGAGGCCUUGCAGAGUCCUAAUGGACACCUGGACUUGUUCCUCCGCUUCCUCAUGGGUCUUUCCCUGGAGACCAAUCAGACUUUCCUACGAGGUCUGCUGACACAGACAGGAAGUCGCUCACAGACCAAUCAGGAGACAGUCGAGUACAUCAAGGAGAAGAUCCGUAAGAAUGUGUCUCCAGAGAAAAGCAUCAAUCUGUUUCACUGUCUGAAUGAACUGAAUGAUGGUUUUCUAGUGAAGGGGAUCCAACAGGCCCUUAGUUCAGGACGUCUCUCCACAGAUAAACUGUCUCCUGCUCAGUGGUCCGCUCUGGUCUUCAUCUUACUGUCUUCAGAGGAAGAUCUGCAGGUGUUUGAUCUGAAGAAAUACUCUGCUACAGAGGAGGCUCUUCUGAGGCUGCUGCCAGUGGUCAAAGCCUCCAACAAAGCUCUACUGAGUGGCUGUAACCUCUCAGAGAGAAGCUGUGAAGCGCUGUCCUCAGUUCUCAGCUCCCAGUCCUCGAGUCUGAGAGAGCUGGUUCUCAGUAACAACAACCUGCAGGAUUCAGGAGUGAAAACGCUGUCUGCUGGACUGAAGAGUCCACACUGUGACCUGGAGACUCUCAGACUGGAUGGCUGUAACCUCUCAGAGAGAAGCUGUGAAGCUCUGUCCUCAGUUCUCUGCUCCCAGUCCUCUAAGCUGAGGAACCUGUAUCUGAGUAACAACAACCUGCGGGAUUUAGGAGGGUACAUGCUCUCUGCUGGACAGCAGAGUCCACACUGGAGACGGGAAUUUCUCAGGGUGGAGCCUGAUGAAGUCCGAUGGUUCAGACCGGGUCUGAGGAAUUAUCUCCGUGAACUCACAUUCGACACAAACACAGUACACAGAAAACUCAAACUGUCUGAAAACAACAGGAGGGUGACAUGUGUGGAGGAGGAUCAGUCAUAUCCUGAUCAUCCAGACAGAUUUGAAGCCUGGUCUCAGCUGCUGUGUACUGGUCUGACUGGUCGCUGUUACUGGGAGGUCAAGUGGAAAGGAGGAGUUCAAGUAUCAGUGAGUUACAGAGGAAUCAGGAGGAAAGGAGUCAACGAUGACUGUUGGUUUGGAUACAGUGAUCAGUCCUGGAGUCUGAUGUGCUCUGAUGAAGGUUACGUUGUCUGUCACAAUAAGACAGUAACACACAUCACCUCCUCCUCCUACUUUGGUAGAGUAGCAGUGUAUGUGGACUAUCCUGCUGGCUCGCUGUCCUUCUACAGAGUCUCCUCUGACACACUGAUCCACCUCCACACCUUCAACACCACAUUCACUCAACCUCUUUACCCUGGGUUUGGGUUUAGCUUCAAGACCAUGUCAAGGCUCAGGCUUGGUUCCUCAGUGUCUCUGUGUUCUCUGCAGGAGGGAGAGUCUCCUCCUGGUAGAGAACCUCCCUCUCCGCUCUCCAUAUAGUUCAGUGGAGAGCCUGAACUACUGUACAAGACGUCACACAGCUGAUGUUGGUGCAUGUGGAUGUAGAUGCAGGUGGAGCAGGUGAGGGGUACCUGAGCUGGUCUGGACUCUGGGGGUCUAGAGAAGGGCGUAACCACGCAUUCUUCGACCGUAGUGUCCCCCCCCCCCGUGGACCGUAGCUUCCAGCGAACCCUCCAAUGUCUAAACCAUGGUUAUGGCCUUUGUAAGAGACAUUUUUGUUAUUGUUUGAUUGUUAGCUCCACCCCCUUGGUGGUGGGAGGUUGUUUUUUUCAAUUAGGCCGCAAGGUCGAUAUAAUCAGGUGGAGUACCUCGCACAUAGCAUACUUUUUUUUUAUUUUAUUCCUCGUGCGCUGUUGUCUUGUCGGCCACUGUUGUACUGUCUGCUGUUACUGUCAAGUCAAAUUUCUGACAUAUUAUGGCAAUAAAUGUUUCCUUAUUCCUAA